Messenger RNA from Laccaria bicolor S238N-H82, 606 nucleotides. RefSeq lists its product as uncharacterized. The transcript has 2 exons. Lineage: Eukaryota; Fungi; Basidiomycota; Agaricomycetes; Agaricales; Hydnangiaceae. The record is from RefSeq and is a predicted model, not a curated record. Bases 1 to 606 code for a protein of 201 amino acids.
AUGGCUACCCAGUGCGUCUACCACAUUUUACAAACAGGCAAUGAUUCAACCAACUCCCACAUCAGAACCUAUACUCUCCCCAAUAAACCUCUCUCCAUCUGGAAAUCACGCUCUCUGGAUGAUAGCGUCUUCGCGAUGACAAUCUCCAAGAUUGAGGUGAGAGGCGAAAUAACACCCGACGGGACUCUGUUCCACUUUCACCUUGCCCUGGUGGGAGAGGACGGCGCCUUUAUCCGCUUGGACAACGCACCGUCUUAUACUGAUAUGAGCUGCCCGAUGCGUGGACUCCUUCGCAUCGAGUACAACGGCCUGCCGUGGGCUCCGACCCCGGAACCCGAAGUCCUUGUCGCUCCUGUUAGGGAAGGUACUGACGCUGCGACGUUGUGCCGUUAUUUGUUGGACCAGCACAAGGUGGACCAAUAUAUCUUUACUGACAGUGGUCACGGCUGCCGCCACUGGUGUGCUACUGCGUUGAGCAGGCUCGCAGACGCCGGUUUCGUCGACCAGGAGAUAAGCGAUCUUUUUGUCGCUUACGAGGAAAGGGAAGUCCGGAAACUUGGAGACAAAUUCCCUAUGCCCCGCAUGACGGGAACUUUCUACGAUUAA